AUGGCUGCUAGACCUGCCACGACCGCGCCUGGCAGCAAUGGCCACGAUGGUGACAAAGAAACUCAAGAUCAAAGCCCUCACUUCACUCCUCUGGAGACCCUGGCUGCCGCUGCCGCGGCUUCCGCGGGUCCCGCUACCGCACCCGCCGUGACCACCGAGCCCCCCGCCGACCCGCCCACUAGGGAGACCGAACAACCCACUGUGGAGACUAUUGAGGAUAUAGGUAACAACACAGGCAACAACGCCCGUGAGACCUCCCGGCCUACCCGUCCCCACGCCUCGGCUUCACGAAAUGACCAAGGAUGCAGCUCGGCAUCUGCCUACCACCGUCGUGACUGUAUUGUGCACCGUACCGUGAAUCGCUACCCGCCGUACCUGCCGGAGACUCCAGACCCCGUUCUUGGACAAUUGUGGAUUGACCACAUUGAUUCCCUGCUGGGCGUGCGAACUGAGAGUCAGAGAGAAGAGAUGCGGUAUUGCAUUGAGCAGACUGACAGGGUCCUUCAUUUGGCCAACAACAUCUUGAGGCAGCAGAGGGAACUUUUGGCAGAUCUGAGACAGAUUUCUACUGAAGAAUAUCACAGUGGUGAUUCUUCUAGCGAGCUCAGUGAGGUUAUUGAGUUCGGCGAUGAGGUUGAGGGUAACGGUGAGGGUGACGGUGAUGGUUACGAGCCUCCGGCCAAUGGAUGCGGUACUGCGGAUGAGUAG
Messenger RNA from Penicillium samsonianum, 708 nucleotides. RefSeq lists its product as uncharacterized. The transcript has 2 exons. The record is from RefSeq and is a predicted model, not a curated record. Bases 1 to 708 code for a protein of 235 amino acids. NCBI's taxonomy places the organism in Eukaryota, Fungi, Ascomycota, Eurotiomycetes, Eurotiales, Aspergillaceae.